GGUUUCUUAUUUCCGUUUGUAGCAUAUUGAGGAUUUAACGCAAGAAAAGUUUUCACUGCAAAGGGAUCUUGAUGCUUCACGUGCUUUGGCAGAAUCCUUAGCAUCUGAAAAUUCUUCGAUGACAGACACUUAUAACCAGCAGCGAAGUAUUGUCAACCAACUAAAAGAUGAUAUGGAGAAGCUAAAUCAACAGAUUCAAGCACAAAUGGGGGAACUUGAAUCUGUCAGGAAUGAAUAUGCAAACGCGCAGCUAGAAUGUAAUGCUGCUGAUGAGCGUUCACAAAUACUGGCUUCUGAAGUCAUCAGUUUGGAAGAUAAGGCUCUCAGACUCAGAUCUAAUGAGUUAAAGCUGGAGAGGGAACUGGAGAGUGCACAAGCUGAAAUGUCAUCUUACAAGAAAAAAUUACAGAGCCUAGAGAAAGAUCGCCAAGACUUGCAAUCUACUAUUAAAGCUCUUCAGGAAGAGAAGAAGGUCCUACAGACUAUGGUGCAGAAAGCUUCCUCUGGUGGAAAAUCCACUGCUCUCGACAAAAGCUCUACAAGCAGUAAAAACGCAUCAACCUCUACAGAAGGCCUAGCAAUCUCAGAUACCAUGACAGGGAGCUCAAAUCAGGAAACAGAUUCUACAGAUCUGCUGGGAAGUGAUUUAUCUAAUACAGCUAUCAUUCAUGAAACUGGACAAUUAACUCUUGAAGGCUUUCCAUUGAGCGUCCCAGCUGAUCAGAUGAGACAGAUCGAGAACAUUAAUACGCUGAUUGCUGAG
Molecule: messenger RNA, 763 nt
Organism: Brassica oleracea var. oleracea
Lineage: Eukaryota; Viridiplantae; Streptophyta; Magnoliopsida; Brassicales; Brassicaceae
Exons: 7
Biological process (GO): regulation of growth
Source: RefSeq, a predicted model, not a curated record